Molecule: messenger RNA, 947 nt
Organism: Balearica regulorum gibbericeps (East African grey crowned-crane)
Lineage: Eukaryota; Metazoa; Chordata; Aves; Gruiformes; Gruidae
Source: RefSeq, a predicted model, not a curated record
GAGGACCUGUACAAGCCAGACAUCCCCCAGGAGCCAGGGAAGGAGGACGGGACAGCCCCCAGCCCCGGGGGUGCAGGGGACGUGGCAGCAUCCCGGAAAGCCCCCAGGAAGCAGCCCGAGAGGACAGAGCUCUUCGCCCACCUGAGCCGAGCCGCCGGGCGCCCCACGCUCCCCGAGCAGCAGGGCGUGCUCAAGCGGCCCUUCUCCCGCUCCUUCGGGGACCACGACUACUGCCAGGUGCUGAAGCCCGAGGCCGCCCUGCAGAGGAAGGAGCUCAAGUCGUGGGAGGCCCCGAGGCAGGCGGGGAGGAGGAUCCCGGCCGCCCACUACCAGGGGCUGGACGUUGGCGGCAAGGAGGCGGGCAGCGAGAUGCUGUGGAAGGAUGGUGUCAAGCAGCUGAGAGACCAGGAGAUCAGAGCCAGCUUAACAAAGCACUUUGGCUUUCUGGACAGUGCUCUCAAUGAUGAGGACAUGGUCUUCUGCAAGACCCCUGAGUGUGAGAAUGGCGAGCAGUGUCAGGGCGGGAGCGGGCACCGGGGCCAGCUGGAGAAGAGACAGGAAAAGGCCAUCGGGGAAGGCCGGGUGGUGUAUAUCAGAAACCUCUCCAGCAGCAUGAGCUCCAGCGAACUGAAGAAACGCUUCGAAGUGUUUGGUGAAAUCGUGGAGUGUCAGGUCCCGUCCAGGACCAACAGGGGGGAUAAAUAUGGCUUCAUCACCUACCGGUAUUCAGAGCAUGCCGCCUUAUCUCUGAAAAACGGCACCUUGCUAAGGAAGAGGAACGAGCCUUCGUUCCAGCUCAGCUCUGGUGGCCUCGGGCAAGUCUUCCGGACCAGAUACGCUGACUUGGAUUGCAGCGCAGAGGAGUCCUCCCCAGCUCCAGUGAAGAGCAAGUACGAGACCAUGGAUUUCGACAGCUUGCUGCAGGAGGCCCAGCUAAGCCUGCAUCG